ACCAUCUCUCUCUCUCUCUCUUCUCUCUCUCUCUCUCUCUCAUCUCUUCGUCUCACCAAAUUUAGCAGCAAGCUAAUUCACUAUACUUCUGGUUUUUCAGAUCUUUCAAAUUAAUCCAGUGAAUAUGAAGAAAGUUGUGUUGAAGUUGGACGUACACGACGACAAGUCGAAGAAGAAAGCCAUGAGGGCAGUCUCAGGGCUCGAAGGGCUAGAUUCGAUCUCCAUGGACAUGAAGGAUCAGAAGCUGACAGUGACUGGGGACAUAGAUCCGGUAGGCUUGGUGAGCAAGUUGAGGAAGCUAUGCCGCACUGAGAUAGUGUCUGUAGGACCGGCGAAGGAGGAAAAGAAGAAGGAGGAGCCAAAGAAAGAGGAAGCCAAAAAGGGAGAGGAUAAGAAGAAAGAUCCAAAAGAUGAAGUGGCUGAGCUUCUCAAGGCCUACAAUGCAUACAACCCUCCGAUGAGUACUCAUUAUUAUGUGAGAAGUGUGGAGGAGGAUCCCAAUGCCUGUGUCAUCUGCUGAUUUAAGAUUAAGGCCAAGAUGAAUAAUGGUUAAUUCAGCUGGAUAAUUUUGAUAUACCGUUCUAAGAAGAGAGAAAAGCCAGAUUGUACAGUAGGGGGUGAUUUGGUUUUGUUCGUUUCUUUUAUUUCUUUGUUGUUGAUCUUGGAGUGGAACUAGCUAGAAGAAAAGUAAGCUUGGGAUAGGAGGACUCUUGUUUUGGAUUUUUCCAAUUACUUCUGAACGUGGUUUCGGUGUAUUACUAAGAUGAUUAAUUAAAUAUUGAAACAGUUUUUAGCACU
Fragaria vesca subsp. vesca is the source of this 798-nucleotide messenger RNA. RefSeq lists its product as uncharacterized. The record is from RefSeq and is a predicted model, not a curated record. The coding region runs from base 125 to 520 and encodes 131 amino acids. Lineage: Eukaryota; Viridiplantae; Streptophyta; Magnoliopsida; Rosales; Rosaceae. The transcript is spliced from 3 exons. Gene Ontology annotation, molecular function: metal ion binding.